UUGAAUGAGAACACGUAGAAGUUUGAUACUUCAACUUUAUAUGUUCACUAUACUGUUGAUUUUGUUUGCUUCGAUCUAUAUAUACACACACUACUGGUCGAGAUGUGAGAAAAUAUACAACAAAAUGAAGAAAAUAAUACGAUCGUUUCUUCUUCUAAGUUUGGUUCCUAUACUUCUACGUGUAUCUUUUCAGGUUGGUUUGACCGAGGCUAGAUUCCGUCACCUAGGAACACCAAUAACAGAAACACGGAUGAUAAUCGCAAUACCUUCCCUGUAAGCUCAAUAACUUGGAACUUGAGAAGCUGCUGCAGUGGUGGAGUUUUGGUUCGUGUACUUGUGUUACACACACAGGAUGGUGUGUGACACACGCUUCGAAGAAUAAAAGGAAACAUCAAGAUGUGAUGAUAUGGAAUAUUUCUAUAUACUUGGUUGACGAAAUAUGCAUUAAAGGAGCGUGAUUAGAUCACAAAUUGGAAGAUUUGGUGAUGCUAAAAUAUAGGAAGUAUUAUAUUAGAUAAUAGGAAAAUAUUAUUUAAUAGAUAUUGUGGCUUUUUCUUAGUAUUAGGGUUAAAACUUUUAACGUUGUAUUCUCACAGAAACACAGACAUGGGUUUGGGGUUUCAGAAGGUGAGCGAUUUGUAGAGGUGAUCAAUAGGGGUUGAUUCACUCAAAGGGUAGAUUAAGAAUUGGUCUGUGUCAAGCCGUGUGUGGCGUUGAGUAAUUCGGAUUAGACAAGUCUUUGUAAAAGAUUGUUUAAGUGAUUCUUAAUAAAGAGAUAGUUGAUCUUGGAAUUAUUUUGUGCCGUCUGUUCUCGCUGUAUCUCGAAGAGCAGGACACCUAAACGAAAGAAAGUUCUUCGAACCAAGGUGAGAUCCUGAGAAGAGAAUAUGGCGAUUUUGGCACAAAAUAUGUUGCUGUUGAAUGAUGUGAAUUAUGGGUAUUGGAAAGUGAGAAUGAGAGCAAACCUACGUGGGGCUGAUGAAGAUAUCUGGACAGUUGUUCAAACUGGAUGGGAAGAACCGUUUGUGAUGCAAGAAGAUGGUUUGAAGAUAUCUAAAUUGAAGACAAAGUGGACAGCAACAGAGAAAAAAUUUUCAAGGUUUAAUGCAAAGCACUGGAUACAAUCUUCAGUUCUGUAGAUGCAAAGCAAUUUGAGCUUAUUCAGGGAUGUGAAUCAGCUAAGGAGGCUUGGGAUAUACUACAAAAUGCUUUCGAGGGUACUGCGAAUGUUAGGAGGAUAAGACUGGACUUACUUGCAUCACAGUUUGAAGACAUAAGGAUGACUGGUCAAGAGAAGAUAGGAGAUUUCAGUGCGAAGCUCAGCUCCAUAGCCAAUGAAGCACAAGUUUUAGGUAAAAAAUAUGAAGAUGUAAAAUUGGUGAAGAAGUUUUUGCGAUGUUUGCCUACUAAGUUUGCAGCACAUAAAGCAGCGAUAACAUUGACGAUGAACACUGAUGAACUGAAGUUUGCUAAGGUAGUAGGGAUAUUAAAGGCUGAGGAGAUGGAAUUGAAAUCUAAGUGUUCAAAGCCUGCUCAAGACUCUCGAAUUACAGUUGAUGAAGACAUCCAGAAAGCUAAGAAGCUUGAAGAAUCUAUUCACUUGGUGAUUCAGAAACUUGAAGAAACCAUGAAUCUUUUGAAUAAGAUGUCCAGCGACAGACUACCUAGAGAAGAAGAAAGACAUAAAUGGCAGGCAGUGGUGUGUUUUAAUUGUCAUGGUAUUGGGCUUGUCAAAACAGAGUGUCCAUCAUUCAAGAGAAAAGAAAUCAAGUGUGAUGGAUGUAAUGGUUAUGGGCACAUAAAAUCAGAUUGUGUGAACACCAAGAAGAUGAAUAUGAAGAAAAGUUGCACUGAAGUGCCAGAAACAAAAGAAGAUGCUCUCAAUUUCGUGUCUCUUCAUGGAGUUAUAGGAUCUGAAAAAGACAUCACUGAAGGUGAAUUUCGUGCGUCGUGUGUGUCACACACCAAUUCAGAUGCGUCACACAGUGAUACAGAAAGUGAUAUAGAUGCAGAUCUUCUAGCCGAGUAUAAGGUUCUCUUUGGUAAAUUUGCAGAACUCAGUUACGAAAACCUACAGCUCAUCAAGGAUAAAGCUGUCUUAAAAGAUCAAGUCAACACCCUAGAGAUGGAACGGACUGAUGUGAAGGGUGAAUCAAAGUGUAGGGUGAGAGAGGAUGAUAAUGAAGACGAGCUUCAGUCUCUUAAGAGAGUUAUUGCAUAGCAGAAUCAAGUUCAACAAGAGUCUGAAAUAAAGUUUCAUCAGAUGAAACAACUGUUGAAUCAAGAACUUGAGAAGAGUCAGCUUCUGGAAAGACAACACUACAAGAAAUGAGGGUAUUAAUAGCGACCAUUAAACGCUAUGAGUUUAUUACCAUAGCAUUUCCUUAAACGCUCUGACAGCGUCCGUUAUAAUAGGUCCGACAUUUUUGAUAGCAGAUCUGUCAUAUGCUAUAAUUAAUUAAACAACAAUAGCAUUAAUUUCUAUGCAAUUGUUAAUAUUUAUAAUAAUGGAUUGAUUUUAUUUUUAUAAUAAUGAAUUGAUUUUA
Molecule: messenger RNA, 2546 nt
Organism: Raphanus sativus (radish)
Lineage: Eukaryota; Viridiplantae; Streptophyta; Magnoliopsida; Brassicales; Brassicaceae
Exons: 2
Coding region: 1280-2221 (313 amino acids)
Molecular function (GO): zinc ion binding; nucleic acid binding
Source: RefSeq, a predicted model, not a curated record